AGCUGAGAGGCCGCAGGGCUCCAGGGGUCCUGCCGGCUGCUCAGGCCACUCACUGACCCCCCCGUGGUGUUCCAGGUGCUGCUGACAUUCCCAAGCACCCCCUGCAAUGGCCUCAGGGAACGAUGGUGACCCACCACGGGCCCAGGGACGCCGGGGCAGCGACGGGCGCAGGUUGUCCCAGGAGCUCAACCCAGAAGCCCGAGUGGCAGCGGAGGCAGAGGAGGUGUUUCGGAGCUAUGCCUUCUACCGCUACCGGCAGGAGAGGGAGGAGAGAGGGGCGGAGGUGCCCCCAGACCCAGAGAUCGAGCAAAUCCAGCAGGACGUGGAGAGCACCGGGAGCCAGGUGGGGCAGCGCUUGGCCAUCAUCGGGGACGACAUUUACAGGCGCUACGACGCCGAGUUCCGCACCAUGCUGGACACCCUGCAGCCCACGGCGGCCAACGCCUACGAGCACUUCACCAAGAUCGCCUCCAGCUUCACCCACUGUCCCUGGGCCGAGCUCCCAGUGGCUGCACUGGACCUGGACAAUGUUUACAUGAAGUACAUGCUGGUGGUGACCCUCAUCGUGGUGGGGCACUUGGUGGUACGACGCUUCUUCAGGCUCUGAGGGGGGCAGGGCUGGGGGGUCUGGCCCAGAGCUCUCUCCGUUCUCUGCUCUGUCUCCCAGGAGAGGGGGAUUCCAGGAGCCCCCGAGAGAGAGCUGGAGAGAGGUGGUUGGACCCCCUCCCACCACAGGGCCCGGGGUCUCUGCAUCCCCAGGAGCCACGGAGGGAAGUAGGGGAUGGGGGGGCUCCUCUUUGUUGUCUUUUUGGUGCCUCAACAAGCUGCUGAGGAUGGGGCCCAACUGUGCUGGGGCAUUGCUGGGACCCCCACGUCCUCAGGAGGAGCAGAGGUGUGAUGGCAAUGCCUCUAUGUGUGUGUGUGUGUGUGUAUGUAGGGUCUCGUGCACCCCUGGGGCAGGUGCAGAGCCCCCCAUUGCUGACAGCCCCAGCCCAGACCCCCUCUGUGUCUGAGCCCUGGCUGCUACAGUUGGUCUGUAAGCCCAUGUGGGGCUGCUUCACAUCCCCUCUGCUCCUGAGCCCGGGACUUGAGCCUUUUCCAUCUUUAUAACAGACAGCCCGACCCCUUUCUAUAGGAACACUCCUCCUGCCCCUCCUCUGGCAGGAGUUCCCUGCCCCAGCCCGGGCCUGGGGCCCUGCAGCUCCCCAGGGCUCAGAGGGUGCAGGGCUGGGGUGCAGCCUCACAGCCCCCCCAAACUCAGGGGCUCUGUGCUGGCUCCCCUGGGAAGCACCAGCAGGUUCCCAAACACUAAAAGCCUGUGGGUGCUCUCUGGUGGGGACAGGGGGGGUUUCCUGCCCACCCACCAGUUCUGCUGGGGGUCACUCAGCGGGUGCUGGCACAGGAGCAGCCCAGCUGUGACCAGUUGUCCUCCCUGGCUGUCAGUGGGGGGCACUGGGGCUGCAUCCCACCCCUGGCUGCCCCAGGGCAGGGCAGUGACUUGACCUUGUUCCAUUCCUGGUGAUGCUUGAGUGGGAUUUUUGGGGGAGGGAGGGAAGCUCCACUCUCCCAUCCCCAAAGCUCCCUGACUUUUGCAGAACAGGGAGUUUAAGCUGGUUACUCCACGAGCUCAGGGGCAGGAACCUCCCUGCUGUCCCUGGCAGCUCCCUC
This is a messenger RNA of Manacus vitellinus (golden-collared manakin), 1668 nucleotides long. It is a transcript of the gene BAK1, whose product is annotated as BCL2 antagonist/killer 1. The coding region runs from base 107 to 607 and encodes 166 amino acids. NCBI's taxonomy places the organism in Eukaryota, Metazoa, Chordata, Aves, Passeriformes, Pipridae. Gene Ontology annotation, molecular function: protein heterodimerization activity; protein homodimerization activity. Gene Ontology annotation, biological process: regulation of apoptotic process; intrinsic apoptotic signaling pathway in response to DNA damage; extrinsic apoptotic signaling pathway in absence of ligand. The transcript has 5 exons. The record is from RefSeq and is a predicted model, not a curated record. Gene Ontology annotation, cellular component: mitochondrial outer membrane.